This is a messenger RNA of Vicia faba (fava bean), 1326 nucleotides long. Lineage: Eukaryota; Viridiplantae; Streptophyta; Magnoliopsida; Fabales; Fabaceae. The record is from the annotation of a GenBank genome assembly.
AUGGGGGUGAAAAACGAUAGGGUGAAAUUCAAUGUUGGAGGCAGAGUAUUUGAAACGACAGCAACAACACUUGCAAAUGCCGGGAGAGAUUCCAUGUUGGGUGCAAUGUUAGAUGAGAAUUGGAAUCUGUUAGAUAAUGGAAGUGAGAGAUUCAUCGAUCGGAAUCCAGAUUGUUUUUCUGUUAUCUUGGAUCUGUUAAGAACUGGUGAACUUUACAUGCCACAGAAUGUACCUGAGAAGCUUUUAUACAGAGAAGCUUUGUUUUAUGGUGUUCUUGACCAUGUUCGGUCUGCGAAAUGGGGUCAAUUUGAUGGGAACAGGUUGAGGUUGUCUAGGUCUGUUCAAGGACAAGCACCUGGUGAUGGAACAGCGAUUCGAGCUGGUCCAGAUGGUGGUUGUUGUGUUGCUCAUGGUUGCAUGGUUCAUGUUUAUGAUUGGAUGUUAGAUCAACAUAAUCCUCUUAACCUUGAUUAUCAAAGAGUCAAUGAUGUUGGUUGGGUUGACCCUAACAAUAUUGUUAUAGGUGUGAGUGAAAGACUUGGUCGUGGUGAUGGUGGAAUGGGUUUGUUUAGUUCACAUAAUGGUGAACUUAGGUACAAGUUUCAAGUUAGUCAUGAAAAUCAUGUGAAAAGUUAUACUGCUGGUGCUUUGAGUUUCAGUUCUGAUUAUAAGAUAUUUUCUAGUUGUAAAGGGAGAAGUAAUGAAUAUGGUGUUGGUGUUUGGGACCAAGUUACUGGUAAACAAGUUGAUUUUUUUUAUGAGCCUUUAGGUUGGUCGCUCGGCGAUGCUGAUAAACUUCAAUGGUUAGAGGGGAGUAACUGUUUGUUAGUUGCAACGAUGUUUCCGAGAAAAGAUAACUGUUAUAUUAGUCUUUUGGAUUUCAGAGAGAAGAAAAUGGUUUGGUGUUGGUCUGAUGUAGGUGCUACAUUGGUUGUGGAUGAGAAGAGGGUGAGAGAUGCUAUAGCAAUGGAGGGUAACAGUUCAAUUUGUGUGGUGAAUGAGUUUGAGGAGUUAGGUUUCAUGGAUUUGAGAAGCUCUGCUGCUGCAAGUGUGAGGUGGAGUUCUAGAAGUAGGUUGAUGAAAGGGAAGAUGCCUGAAGAACCAUGUUACCCUAAAUUGGCAUUGCAUGGUGGACAACUUUUCUCUUCCAUGAAUGAUUGUAUUUCAGUGUUUUGUGGCCCUGAAUGGGUUUUAACAUCGAGACUUCGACGUAGCUAUGGUGGGUCAAUCUGUGAUUUUUCCAUUGGAGGUGAUAGGCUUUUUGCACUUCAUAGUGAAGAGAAUGUUUUUGAUAUAUGGGAGACUCCAACACCACCAAUUCUAUGA